Molecule: messenger RNA, 7562 nt
Organism: Chelonia mydas (Green sea turtle)
Lineage: Eukaryota; Metazoa; Chordata; Testudines; Cheloniidae
Exons: 25
Coding region: 316-5070 (1584 amino acids)
Biological process (GO): regulation of DNA-templated transcription
Source: RefSeq, a predicted model, not a curated record
AGCCCCCCAAGGGGCGCGGGGAGGCUGCUGGGAGGUGUAGUCCCCCCCGGAAAGGCUGGCCGGGAAGGGGGCAGGACCGUUCCCAGUGAUGCUUUGCUGCCGCGCACGGAGCGAGGCGACGACAAGGGACCUGCUCUGCCCACGGAGCUUCCCCCUUCCUGCGUGGGCGCCCCACGCCCCUGGCUCCGUCCUGCCCUGGCUGCCCCCAGCGCCCGGGGGAAGAGCCGCUCCGGCAGGGACCGAGCCUCCCCGCCCCAGCCCAGCCGGGCAGCGGCAGCCCCGGCCGCCCGGGCUCCGGGGGAGGCGGGCGGCGAGAUGUCCGGCGGGGUCGCCGCUGCCCAGGUGCCGGUGACAUUUGAAGACGUUGCUGUCAGGUUCUCAGCAGAGGAGUGGGAGAUCCUGGAGGGAUGGCAGAAGGAGCUUCAUAAAGAAGUGAUGGAGGAGAAUUACCAGUUGCUGAUCUCGCUAGGUCAGCCAGUUCCCACGCUGGCUCUUCUGGCCCUGACUGCAGAGCGGGAGGCUGCUGGCGGCCAGAUCCGCAGCGUCUCCGGAGAGCGAGAGCUCGCCAGCAAAGGCGGCAGCUCAGAGGGUGAAGAACUGGCCUUUCCAGGGGAUGACCCAGAUGUGGGUGGAUUCUGGGACUCAGGGCAAACAGAAGAGGACGGGUGCCCCACAGGAGAUGAGGAAGGAGAGCGUCAGGGCAGCCUGCAUCUUAGCGCACUGAUGAAGCUGGUGAAGGAAAUCCCAGAAUUUCUCUUUGGGAAUUCAAAGGCCACUGUGGAGCCAGCUGAGGCUGCUGAUAGUGAAGCUGAGAUGGGCUCUGAGAGGGCGUGUGCCGACGUUAAACCAGAAAUAACUCCAGAGAAUCCACCUGCCCUUGGCCUGGAGAACUGUUUAGUGGAAGUAUCUGUCAAUAGACCCAGUCAUGCCGACACACCGAGCAGCUGCGAGUCCACCAGUAGCACGGAAGGGGCUCAGCUUGGGAGGCUGUAUGCGGAAGAAGUGGCUCCAGAGAACAGCCCCCUCCAAGGUCUGCUGAACUGCCUGAAGGAAAUUCCCAUCAACAGGCCCCGUCACCCCAACAUGCAGAACCCCAGCGCGCAAGGAGACGUGGAACACAAGAGAGUGGGGGUGGAGAUGAAGAGCUUAUGUGCUACGGUUAAAACAGAAGUCACGACAGAGAGUUCCCCGACCCAGGGGCUGACGGGCUGCCCUGUAAAGAGGCCCAGUUAUCCAAGCACCCCAACCAGCAGGUCGUCUACCAGCAGCGCACAAGCGGGUGUGGAGGACAGGAGGCUGGAGCUGGGGCUUUGGAGAUGUCCUUAUGAAGAGAAUAGCCCCCUCCAAGGCCUGCUGAACUGUCUGAAGGAAAUAAUUGUUCACAAGCCCCAUCAUCCCCACCCAUCGCCCUGCCAAUCGGCCAAGGGCCGCACGCGAGGAGACCCAAGGCAGAGGAGGCCGGAGAGCGAGGAUGGGAGCUCCUCUGUAGAAGUGAAAACAGAAGUAACCACGGAGGAUCCACAGGACCCCGGCUUGGAGAGCUGCCCAUCAGCCAGGCCUGUGAGCAAAGCCAGCCCUCCUCCCGGGCCGUCCAGCCGCUCCCCCAUUAGCAGGGCAGAAGGGGAGGCCAGCGGUAGGAACCUGUUUGGCGAAGGAGCUGUUAAAACGGACGGAGCUGCGGGGAGCUCCCCUGCCCAGGGCCUGCUGAGCUGCUGGAGAGACGUGGCCGGCCCCUGUCGUCCCGCCCGGCCAGCCUGCAGCUCCCCCACCAGCAGCGCCCACCGGGGGGCAGACCAGAGGGGGCUGGACCCGGGGCCCUGGCACGGUCCUUGGGAAGAGGUGGCGCUGGAGGACUCCCCGCUGCGCGGCCUGGAGAACUGCCUGAAGGACAUCGCCGUGACCAGCCCCCGUUGCUCCCACCCACCCGCUAGCCGCUGCUCCAGCCGCGGCGCACAGAGAGCCCCGGGGGAGAGGCCUGGGCGAGAAGCUGGGAGCCUGUCCGCCGAAGAAGCAGCGACAGAGGAUUCCCCCCUGCGUGGCCUGCUGAGUUGUGUGACAGACACAGCCGCACCCUCCCCCCAGCAUCCCAGCCCGCCGACCUGCAGGGCCUCGGCCAGCGGCACCGAGCGGGAGACGGAGCCGAGGGGAGCGGAGGCCGGGCUCUGGAACUCGUCCCCGGGAGAGGUGACGCCAGGGACCAGCCCCCUCCACGACCUGGCGAACUGCCUGCAGGAAACACCUGUCCGUACAUCCUGGGCUUCCCGAGUGCUGGCCCGCAACGCCGGAGCAGAUGUGUCACCAAGGAGACCUGCCACGGGGAUGGUGCGGAGCUGGUGCGGAGAGGACAUCAGCACAGAGACCUCGCCACUCCAAGGUCUGGAGAACUGCCUGAGGGACAUCCCGGUAAAUAAACACCGUUACCCCCACAUGCCAGCCAACGUCGCCUUGACCAGCCCCACGCAGAGAGACAUGGGACAGAGGAGGCCAGGGGCCGGGAGCAGGAGAUCACUUGGAGAAGACGUCAGUACAGAGAAUUCACCGCUGCGAGGCCUGGAGAACUGCCUGAAGGACAUUCCUGUACCUAGCCGUAGUCAAUCCAGUACCCCAGUCAGCCACUCCUCUAUGAGCAGCUCACUGGAUCCACGUGGCAGACUGGAGACAGCGGGGUGGCCAGUGAAAACAGAAGCAGGGGCCGUCUCAGAGGUCACGCCACCGCUCCAAGGCCUGGAGAACUGUCUGAAGGACAUACCCAUGACCAGGCCCAGAUGCUCCAGUGAAACUAGUUACUUCGACCCCAGCAAAGCCCCGGGAGAGGUGGAGCAGAGGAGACCGGUGCCGAGACCCUGGAGAGCAUGCGCGGCAGCAGCAAGUGCGGAGAGCUCCCCCCUCUACGGACUGAUGAACUGCUUGAAGGAAAUACCCGCAGGCCGGCCGCGCUAUGCCAGCACCCUGUCUAGCUACUCCUCCAGCAGCAGUGCCGACGGGGAGAGGGACCCGUGGGGCGCUGGGCCGGGGACGUGGAGGUGGGGCAAUGAAGAACGGAGCCCCGAGAAUUCCCCUCUCCGAGGCCUGGAGAAGUGCCUGCAGGAGAUCUCGGUGCCCAGGCCCCGGACCCCCAGCUCCCCCACCACAGCUGCUGUGGUGGGCAGCCGGCGAGGAGACACAGCGCAGAGGAGGCCAGAGACGGGGCACUGGGACUGGCACGGUGCAGCUACAGUCAGCGCCCAUGUCCACGGCCCAGAGAGCUGUCUGAAGCCUCUGCCUGGAACCAGACCCAGUCACGCCAGCCGCUUGUCGCCCCCCAGCACAGCGGGAGACGCGGGAUGCAGCAGCCCAGAGGCUGGGAUUUCGAGAUUUCAGGCUGAAGAUCAAAGGCAAGAGGAAAACCUCCCAGGCCUGGAGGAGGUAGCUGCGCCCAGAUCCUGUCCUGCCCAGUCCCCUCCCAGCAGCGCUCGGGGAGACGCAGAGCGGCAGGAAUGGGAUGUGCACGCGAGGAGCUCCAGUAGCAGCGGUGAGCCGGAGAGCUUGGAUGUUACGGCUCUGUCUAGAUCAGGUGUGGAGGGAGCUGGCCCCACGGAGACUGGCCAGGAGCGGACAGCAGACUCGGCUAUUUCUGGGGCGGCAGAAGUCACGGUAUGGAGCUCGCCCCUCCCCAAGCUCAACUGUUUGAAAGAGAUCACUGCCAACAGACCAACGCCUUCCUCACCGCCUGCCCACACUGGGCAGGGAGACGGGACGCUGAGGAGAGCAGAGAGCAGGGGGAGGAAGCUGUCCGGGGAAGACAGUACGGCCGAGACUGCCCAUCUCCCAGGUCUGGAGACUUGCUGGAGUGCAGUGCCUGAGAGCCGACGCAGCACCCCCCUCGCCAUGUCCUCCAGCAGCAGCCCACGUGGGGCCAGGGGGGAGAGGAGCCCACAGCCAGGGCUUUGCAGGCUGCACAGAGAAGAAGGGAUGCCAGUGGACGCCCCUCGCUAUGGCCCUGCGACCUGCCCUCAGGGAACCCAUGGAAACGGGCCCAGUCGUUGCAGCACGCCGAGCGGCACCUCGCCUGCCCGCGAUGCCCCGGGCCACAGGCACGCUAGAAGACCCAGGACAGGGAUUAAGAGACCGCACACUGAAGCCAGGACAGAUGCUGCCCGACCACCCAGCACCGGCUCCUGUACUGAUGGUGAGGACGGUGGACAAAAGGCAGAUGCCACAUGGGAGGAAUUUCCGAAGAGACAAUGCUCCCGCGCAGCGCCAUCUCCGUGGGAGUGCUGCGGCUGGGAGAGCGGGACGCCCCUGGACCUCGGGGUGGAGAGGAGCGCGGUCGAGGCCGUCCUCUCGGAGAAGCUGGACCGGGUCUCCCAGGAUUUCGCGGCCAUGUGCAGGGACGUGUCGAGCAUGCAGAGCCGCGUGGCCCAGCUGGAGCGGGACUCGAGGGGCUGGGCCCUCGAGCUGGCUGCCCUCCAGCAAGGCAACAAGCGCCUGAGUGAGACCGUCCGGCGGCUGGAGAGCCGCUGCCACGUGCUGGAGAGCCACGCCCGUCGCAACAGCCUGCGGCUGGCGGGCCUGCCGGAGGGGGCGGAAGGGGGAGACCCCGUCGCCUUCCUGCAGAGGACCCUGCCCACGGUGCUCCACCUGCCGGCGGACUGGCCGCCCCUGGAGAUCGAGAGCGCGCGCCGCGUGCACGGGGGGGCGCGCUGGGACCCUGCCACCCGGCCCCGGGCGCUGCUCUUCCGUCUGCUGCGCUUCUCCGACAAGCUGGCCAUCAUGCGAGCGGUCAGGAAACACGCGGAGCCCCUGACCUGCGGCGGCGCCCGGGUCGCCCUCUUCCCGGACGUCUGCCCCAAGCUGCGCCGGGGGAGCGGGGCGCGGCACGCAGCCGUCAGGGGGCUGUGGCGGGCGGCGGAGCUCCGCUUGGGUGCUCAGCCCGCCGGCUGCUGCCACAGCCGGGCACGAGGACAUUGGGAGCCGCUGCCCAGCCCCCCGGGCCACGCGCCCGCUGCGGGUACACGGGAGCAGAGUCGCCAAAGGGCAGUGACAGAGAGGGGGGACUUGGAGCCGCUGGCUCCGCUCACCCCCCUUUGAGUCACAGGGUCCAUCUCCCUGCCCUGGAGACCACAGCACCCCUUGGGUCCGGACUGGACCUCUCCCACCUCCAGCUCUUUGUUUCCCUGACUGUCGCUAGGUCCCAGCACUUGGCUGCGUGACUCCACCGUGUCCGUGUUUUCCCCGCCACGGUGUGCACCUGCGCUGCUCAGCUCGCAGGCGGGGGGCUCCGGGAACUGCAGAGCAAUAGACUCGGCCGUUAUUGGGGCCGGCCCUGCGGGGAGCCCUUGUAUUGUAACAAGUGAGAUAGCAUCAGAGCCGCGUGUUAGCGAGCUGCUCAGGGAGCCCUUCGGGGGCUAGGCAGUCUGCGAGGGGGGGGCUCUGGGCAGGGGUCCGGGGUAGGGUCAGGCACUCGGGUUUGCUUUGCUCCCCCUGACAAUUGCUCCUUGCCGGCUGGGGAGAAAUUUGACAUUUCCCCUUUUUUCCCCUGUCCGUCGCCACUACCCAAGCUGGUGUCUUUUCCGUCCAGCUUCUAACCACCCCCCGACCCUGGGGGAGUCGCGCUCGCUGCUACGUCUCGGCAGCAGUUUCACAGGGAAGAGCCUUCAGGGACCCGGCCAGGGCAGAAACCUUCCUGGUGGGAGGCAUCACUCACAGGGACGUUGCCAGAGUACGGGCACCGCCGCGUGCUCCAGUUCCCCGUCGGCACUGCCCGCGCCCAGGAGGCGCUGAGGUUAAAGGCUGUCAUGGGCUUGCUGGGCUGGUCCUUUCCCCGGCUGUAUAUCGGCUUCCACUGGCUGGAUCCACCACCCACAGACUUACGCUUAUUCCCCAUUGCCUCAGCCCUCUGUUUUGCUGCCCAAACUCUCCUCUGCAACUCCCCAGGCAGCUCCCGGCACUCUGGAGAGUUUCUGGUUUUCGGGCACAAGGAGAAGCUGCCAGAUUUGGAGCCCUCUGCGCCCGAACAGGUCCCGCCCCCCACGUGUGUGAGCCCGGAACAGCUCCCGCCCCGCCAUGUGCGUGAGCCCGGAACAGCUCCCGCCCCACGUGCAUGAGCCCUGCCUUGGAGGGACCAUCUCUGAGCGCAGAGGGAAGUUCAUUCUCCUUCCUCCCUACCCCGGCCGAGACUACAAACAAAGGGACCGAAGGCUCGAUCCUGUCAGGUGCUGAGCGCUCCGGCCCCGCUGUAGCGAAGCAUAUUAGCUUGUGCUUAGCUUUAAGCCCCUGAGUAACCCCUCUGAAAUAGGUGCUUUCCUGGAUCGAGGUCAGAGCGCUCAGCACCGCAGGAUCAAGCCCUGCAUGGGGGCUGUGUGAUAAUUACACCCACCCACUCCGUACCCAGCUGCACCCGCCAACUCUCCCAGCAGCCAUCAGUGCGCGAUCGGAGCUGGAUUUGAACUGGAGAGCUGCAGUGAAAGGCUCCUGCGCCCGUAACUAGGUCCCGUUACCUAACUCACACCAAUCUCAUCUCAAUAGGCCCCGAUCACUUCAGUGUCCAAUUGCCGAUCUCCAUCAGACAGGUUCUUUAUCACACGUAUUCCUAGGCUGUCCUGUCUCUGCAGCACCAUCCUGCGUGUAAAGCACAGGGUGAGCAGUGAGGCUGAAUGCGAACUGGAGCUAGGCAGGACUAUGGUAGAGGAUGUGCCAUGUAUCGGGCCAGGCAGCCCCGUGAGUGGUGCUUGGACAAUCCCAGCAUUUUAAGAGUUAAUUAGUCCAAUGAAUCAUCCUGUUUGCUGAAUGGAAGUGACAGGUGCCUCCCUGGAUAGUAUUCAUCAAGUUCCCUAAGCUGGCCCCAUGUCUCAGCCAAAAUUUACUGCAGCUGGAAUUUCUUUGUCUUCAGGACGCCCUCUGCCUAUUCCCACUGGGCAGCUCAAAGACCUCUGGUUACAGGGGAGUCACCUUCCGGUACCCACACCUGCCGCUUGAGUUCGCCCCCACCCCCAGCUCUGCCAGUGCAUUGCACUGGGGCCUGCUUUUCUGGGGUGGGUGGUGGCUGCUCUGCAGAGCAGGAGAGUUCUGACCCUGCCGGCUCCCCUGUCGCUCUCAGGUUUGCUCUAACUUGGAGGCCCUACUCAGUAGCCACAGGGCACUGGGGGCCUGAUUCUGAGCUCUCACCCGCGAAAUCGGGAGUGACUCCGCCGUCGGGGGUGGAGCCGUGCCGGAAUCGGGAGUGACUCCGCCAUCGGGGUGGAGCUGUGCUGGAAUCGGACGCUUCGUGGCACAGGUUCCCUUCUGUUGACAGCAUGGUGUUUGUGAGAUCCUUUCCUGCUGCCAGGGUGGGCGGCACGUGGCUCUCCUGAUUUCCCUGUGUUUCUGUGCUCACGGCACAGUUGGACUGCAUUAAAACACUGAUUUUAACCUGCUUGGCCCCCUUGCCUGGUGUUUGUUUGAAUUCCCUGCACCUGCGUUACGGGUGUAAAUCAGGCGGGCCAUGGGCCAGAACCUGCUGUCUGGGUAAAUCCGAGCCACUCCACGGCCUGCAGACUGGGGAGUUCCCCUGGUAGCCGAGAAAUUCAGGCAUCUCCUGUAUG